This is a messenger RNA of Oncorhynchus keta (chum salmon), 1784 nucleotides long. Its product is annotated as crystallin J1A-like. Bases 409 to 1530 code for a protein of 373 amino acids. The transcript is spliced from 10 exons. Lineage: Eukaryota; Metazoa; Chordata; Actinopteri; Salmoniformes; Salmonidae. The record is from RefSeq and is a predicted model, not a curated record.
UUUCCUUUUCGCUUCACCGGGUCGUUGUUCUGCUGCGUAAAUGUAUUAAUCUACAAAUCAUCUAGAUAGUCAGACACAUGAUGAUGUUAUAAUUUGGGCUAUGAAUUUGUUGUAUAGAUCAAUGAAAGUGUAUGCGCCAUGCGCGCACUUAAUGUAAAGUCUGGAGCCGCAUGGCGUAAGGAGGAGCGGCUUUUACGCAAAUGUAGAUUCUCAUUGGGUCUGUCCAAUGAGAGAACGACUGAAGUUAUUAUUUUAUAACGUCAGACAGCUGCAUGGUGUAAAUAGGCCCUGUAUCUAGAACAAUCUGAAGAGGUUUUCCACGGCAUAGAUUCCAGCGUCAUAUGUCCAAUAGACAUGAAUAACGCCAGAUUGGAUUGAUCCUGGGUUGACGUGUGUGUGUGUGUCCAGAUGGCCAUGUCUCUGGCUGACAGAGCUCUAGGAGCCAUCAUUGGAUCAGCUGUAGCCGACGCAGCAGCCCAGCCCCUGCACUGGGUGUACGACCUGGAUAAACUGGAUGGCUUCCUGAAUGAGGCCCCGACACCUGAGUUCAGGCCCAAGUCAGCCAACCCUUUCUACCGCCGUGACACGGGUAACCAGAGCUGCUACGGGGACCAGGCCUUCGUGUUGCUGGAAUCACUGUCUGAAUGUGGAGGUCUGAACGUCAAUGAUCUGAGAAAGAGGACGUAUAACUUCUUUGGGCCCAGGUCUGAGUAUGACACCCCUGUCAAUGACCCGUACAGGGAUAGGAGUGGACCCAGACCCCAGCUGCCCAUUGAGGGACCAUGGCGACAUGGAAGUAUAAAGAGCUUCAUGAAAAACAUGGACGCAGGCCAGGAAGACACAGGAUGUGAGACGGACUUUCAGCCGGAUGGCAUAGCGAAGCUGGCUCCGAUCGUGGCGUUGUAUGCUGGGAAGCCUGACAUGUUGGAGAAGGUAGAGGAGGCUGUCCGAGUCACGCAGAACAAUGACGCGUGUGUGGCUGAGACACUGGCAGCAGCAAGGAUCCUAGAGCAUUUCAUCCUGAAUGGUCCUUCUUUCUGUUCCAGGAUCCUAGAGCAUUUCAUCCUGAAUGGUCCUUCUUUCUGUUCCAGGAUCCUAGAGCAUUUCAUCCUGAAUGGUCCUGAUGAGAAGGUCCUGGAUUCUGUGCUUGAUCAGCUCACUGACCCGAACAGGAAACAGCCACAGGACUUGGACAAAGCUGUGGUUGGCCACAUUUACCAGGUGAGGGAGAAUCUGUCCAAGGCUCACCAGGAUCUGAUCCCCAGUGUGUUCCCCAACAGCUGUGGUUUGCCUGGUUCAUUCCAAGCGGCGCUGCAUGGGGUCCUGACGGCUAAGGAGUUUGAUCAAGCUAUCAGGGACACCAUGGUGUGCGGAGGAUGCACAUGCAGCAGGAGCUCAUUCAUCGGUGCUUGUCUAGGGGCUCAGAUUGGGCUUCAAGGCAUCCCUAACUCAUGGAAGACCAAGACACUACGGUACAACUCUCUCCUGGAACUCGGCAAAAAAGUGACUGAACGUUAUCACCAAAUGUAAUCCAACUACUUCUGACCGUUUAUUAUUCACAUUCUAGAUGACCACGUAUGUAAUGUAACCUUAUUACCACCCGUUCCCACUAUCUUCACUGACUGGUGCACUUUGACAGAACAUUAAAUGAAGGGCCCGGCCUAAACUAGUGGGUUGGAACUGGAUGCUCUUGAUUCUGUUGACUCGUAGCAUGUUGUAUGAAGAUGUUUCUACUUGUUAUUUUCAAUGAAGGCAUUUCUAUAAUAAAGCCAUCCUUAUAAACA